Pipistrellus kuhlii (Kuhl's pipistrelle) is the source of this 5706-nucleotide messenger RNA. It is a transcript of the gene ADARB1, whose product is annotated as adenosine deaminase RNA specific B1. Gene Ontology annotation, biological process: adenosine to inosine editing; RNA processing. Lineage: Eukaryota; Metazoa; Chordata; Mammalia; Chiroptera; Vespertilionidae. The record is from RefSeq and is a predicted model, not a curated record. The coding region runs from base 337 to 2580 and encodes 747 amino acids. Gene Ontology annotation, molecular function: double-stranded RNA adenosine deaminase activity; tRNA-specific adenosine deaminase activity; double-stranded RNA binding. Gene Ontology annotation, cellular component: cytoplasm; nucleolus. The transcript has 11 exons.
CGGCGGCCCUGUCAGGCCCGCACGGGGGCGCGCUCGGGGCCGCGCCAGGCCACGGCCCGCGCGCCGCAGCCCGGGACGGCAGAGCGGUGCGAGCCCAGACGAGGCGCGCCGAUCGGAGCGGCGGCGGCGGGCGGCUGAGAGUGAAGUCUCUCCAGUUGGGCGUGGAGACCUUGAGAAGCAGCCGAAGAAACCUGGCCAAGAGCAUGUUCCGAUGACCUCAGCCCCACACGCACUGACAGAGGCCCGGCCCCAGGAUCAGAGCCGACACAGGAACUGAACUCACUCCAAGACAGAAACAGCCUCCGCCAGUCAAGAAACCCUCCAAAGUAUUUUGCCAUGGAUGUAGAAGAUGAAGAGAACCUGAGUUCGAGCAGCACAGAGGCUAAGGACAGCUGCAGUGUGGACCCUGGGCCCCCGGGGGACAGCGCUCCGGGGCCGGCUGACAGCUACCUGCUCCCCAACGGGGGCGGGGGCGGCGUCGGCAGGAAGCGGCCCCUGGACGAGGGCAGCAAUGGGCAUGCCAAGUUCCGCCUGAAGAAGCGGAGGAGGGCGCCGGGGCCCGCGCUGCCCAAGAACGCGCUGAUGCAGCUGAACGAGAUCAAGCCCGGCCUGCAGUACACGCUGCUGUCCCAGACGGGGCCGGUGCACGCACCGCUCUUCGUCAUCUCCGUGGAGGUGAACGGGCAGGUGUUCGAGGGCUCCGGCCCCACCAAGAAGAAGGCCAAGCUGCAGGCGGCCGAGAAGGCCCUGCGCUCCUUCGUCCAGUUCCCCAACGCCUCCGAGGCCCACCUGGCCAUGGGCCGGAGCCUGUCCGCCAACACGGACUUCACGUCGGACCAGGCGGACUUCCCCGACGCGCUCUUCAACGGCUUCGAGACUCCGGACAGGUCCGAAGUGCCCUUCUACAUGGGCUCCAACGGCGGCGACGACUCCUUCAGCUCCAGCGGGGACCUCAGCUUGUCCGCCUCCCCCGUGCCCGCCACCGUCGUCCAGCCGCCCCUCCCGGUCCUGCCCCCGUUCCCCCCGCCCGCCGGGAAGAACCCCGUGAUGAUCCUGAACGAGCUGCGCCCGGGCCUCAAGUACGACUUCCUGUCGGAGAGCGGGGAGAGCCACGCCAAGAACUUCGUCAUGUCCGUGGUGGUGGACGGCCAGUUCUUCGAAGGCUCGGGGAGGAACAAAAAGCUGGCCAAGGCCCGGGCCGCGCAGUCUGCCCUGGCCACCAUUUUUAACUUGCACUUGGAUCAAACGCCAUCUCGCCAGCCCAUCCUCAGCGAGGGCCUCCAGCUACACCUGCCCCAGGUGUUAGCCGACGCCGUGGCCCGCCUGGUUCUGGAUAAGUUCGGUGAUCUGACGGAGAACUUCACCUCCCCCCACGCACGCAGGAAGGUUCUUGCUGGAAUCGUCAUGACAACAGGCACCGAUGUUAAAGAUGCCCAGGUGAUAUGCGUUUCCACAGGAACGAAGUGUAUUAACGGCGAGUACAUGAGUGACCGUGGCCUCGCUCUGAAUGACUGCCACGCAGAGAUCAUAUCUCGGCGGUCCUUGCUCAGGUUCCUUUACACACAGCUUGAGCUGUACCUAAACAAAGAGGAUCAGAAGAAGUCCAUCUUCCAAAAGUCCGAGCGGGGCGGCUUUCGGCUGAAGGACACGGUCCAGUUCCACCUGUACAUCAGCACCUCGCCCUGCGGGGACGCCAGGAUCUUCUCGCCUCACGAACCAAUCCUGGAAGAACCGGCAGACAGACACCCGAAUCGCAAAGCCCGGGGACAGCUGCGGACGAAGAUAGAAUCUGGCGAGGGGACGAUCCCCGUGCGCUCGAAUGCGAGCAUCCAGACGUGGGACGGGGUGCUGCAGGGCGAGAGGCUGCUCACCAUGUCCUGCAGCGACAAGAUGGCACGGUGGAACGUGGUGGGCAUCCAGGGCUCCCUGCUCAGCAUCUUCGUGGAGCCCAUUUACCUCUCGAGCAUCAUCUUGGGCAGCCUGUACCACGGGGACCACCUCUCCAGGGCCAUGUACCAGCGGAUCUCCAACAUCGAAGACCUGCCCCCUCUCUAUACCCUCAACAAGCCUCUUCUCAGUGGCAUCAGCAACGCAGAAGCGCGGCAGCCGGGGAAGGCUCCCAACUUCAGCGUCAACUGGACGGUGGGCGACUCGGCCAUCGAGGUCAUCAACUCCACGACGGGCAAGGACGAGCUGGGCCGAGCGUCACGCCUGUGUUCCCACCAGCCUGCAGCGCUCCAAGAUCCUCAAGCCCAACCUGUACCACGAGUCCAAGCUGGUGGCGAGGGAGUACCAGGCGGCCAAGGCCUGCAUGUUCCGGGCAUUCAUCAAGGCGGGGCUGGGGGCCUGGGUGGAGAAGCCCACCGAGCAGGACCAGUUCUCGCUCACACCCUGACAGGCGGCGGCAGGGGUGGAGCGCCAAGCGCCCGGCACCCGGCGCCUUCCCGAACCUCCAUCCGAACUGGGAUGGGCACACAGCGGGGGGCGGGGAAGGGGGGUCCCGUGCCGCCCUGGGCACCUCUGCGGCACCAUCUCCCCCCCCAGGGCCCAGUGACUGCUUUCAAUCUCCGUUUACGAUAGAAAUUGAGUUCUACUGAGUAGGGCUUCCUUAAGCUUAGAAAUAGCAAUUACUUGGUGUGAAAUUCUUGAAUAAAUAAUUUAUUCAGAGCUAGGAACAUGAUUUAUAUAAAAUAAGUACUUAUGCCAGGUCACUCUUAUGCCACAUUAUUUUAAUUGCAAAAAAAAAAAAAAAAAAAAAAAAAAAAAAAAAGCGUUCUCUAUGGAGGAAGAGUAAGUAGAGGUAGGAAGUAGUAACCGAGGGAAGUACAAGUCCACACUCCACAUCCCCGACGGGGCCCAGCCGCUCCGGAAGCUUCUGUGCUCCUCGUAGGAUCAUAUCACAGAAAACCUCCCUUGGUUCACUUCUAUAUAGUCAGGGGUGAAUGGGCCAUUCGUUUGGGUUUUGAAGCAGUAUUUAACCUUUUGGGACCAGUGGGAGCACAUCCGGGCUACCGCACAAUAACCAGCCUGACCCCACUCCUCCCUCUGAGCCCGACGCCAUGAGCGAACACUCAUUUUGAAAAAUACCACUUAAGGCAUCUUUUUAAGUUAUUCCUUUCAGCUUUAUCAAAGGCACAUUUGAGAAGAAAGCACGCAGGCCGAAGGCGGCAGCACAGUGGGCGGGGCGGAGUCACGGCAGGGAAGGGUGCUGCUGGCAGGUGAGGACCCAGGGGUUCUGCUCAGCACCCUCCAGCACACAGGACGGCCCAGGGCAGGCGAGCCAGGGGGUCAGGGCUGGUCGAGGCCAGCUGCCCCCCAAACUGUGCUCAGAGACCCAUACCAGUGACCUGUUGCUUCCACUCGGGGUCAGCGCUGAGUGGGUGGAGGAAGUGCUUCGAGCCCUUGGCUGACUCUGGGUUGUGGAGGGGCCCAUGGGCGCCGUGGGGAGAGAUAGGGGACACCCCUCCCCACAGCGAAGUCCCGGCGCCGACACCGGUGGCAUCGGGCUGUGCACCCAGUGUCCCGUGUCCUCAGGCUCAGAAAGCGCAGCGUGUGAAGCCCUGCUGAUCACAUCCUGGGGGGCCCACAUGCGGGACUCCCAGGCUCAGGCACCAGCAUUCCCCCUCUGGAGAGUGUUGCUCGUCCCCAGCCCCCUGAGGGCGGGCUCAGGCCUGGUUCCCAUGCGCUGGCACUUUCCCCAUCGCAGGGAAGGGCCCUCGUGGUGCCGGCCCUCCCCGCAGGCUCGCCCACGCCCGGAAGACAUCGGGGAGGCCCUGUGUUUUUAUGCUUCUCUCUACAAAUGGUAUUUUUUCUAACGGGGAAUGGGAGAUGGACUUAGUUUUUAAAAAAAAAGAUGUGGAUUUUGACGACAAAGCCCAGUGGAAAUACAUUCCGUAGACGAGUCCCGUCCCAUGUGUCCUGCCGUCCCUCUGUCAGAUGCUGAGAGAAGUCGGCUGAGUCCCUCUCGCCCAGGUGAGUGGAGGCCUUACUGUGUGCCGCUCCCGUGGGACCCGCGCUGGGCACCAUCCUGGGCCGGGCUUGUGUGACCAGCAGGGCAGGCUCGAUGCAGGGCUGGGCCUGAAGCACCCAGGCCUAGCCUGUGGCUGCCUGGGAGGAAGGCAGGAGGCCCACCCAGCCCCUGCUCCUGGGACAGGGAAACCCCUAGGACAGGCGGCCGGAAGCUCUCCCCUGAGCAGGAAGGAGGGUUGGUCGGGUCACUCCUGCAGAGACAAAGCACUUUAGACUGUCCCCUCUGUGCUCACCGCGCUCUGGACACCCAGCUGGCUCCUCGGGGCAUUGAUUGGCAUCUAGGGUCCUCUAUCUGGACUUUUGAGACGUCACAGAAAAAUUGACACAACCAGGGACUUGUUUUUUUUUUGUUUGUUUGUUUUUGAGAAAAACGUUAAGUUUUGAGGACUUCUGACCAGUGGGGUGGGGAGGGUUUCUGCUCUGGCAGCUAAACCUGAGUCAGUUCCACAGGAACCAGUCACCGCCCAGCCCAGGCCCUGGCGGCCAGGCUGCUGGCAGGAAGGGAGUGGAAGGGACGUCUCGGGUGGCAGGACGUUUGUGUCGUGAGCCAGGCUCUUCCAGGCUGGGCCACAGCCGGGGGCCGGCAUCCUAGCCACGUGGCCCAGCCCCCAUCACCUGCUCAGGGUCAGCCUCACCUUCUCAGGCAAGGGGCACCGCCAUUUCGAUCCCGGAUCUUCAUUGAACCUUUCUUCCUAUUUGGGAGAUUUGCAUUGUCAUCAAAAACAAAUUAUUUUUGAAUGUCCCCUCCAGCCAACAUCUCGGAAAGGAUUGGUUUCUCUGGAAUCCAUGUUUAUUCGAACCACCUCAUCGGUCUCCGCGCUGUAGGGUCGCUUUGUAAAGAAGCGCUUCCUGUUCAGUGACUUCUCGUGGCUGCUGGGGAGCAGCUCCAUCCCUCCCAGGACCUGAGAGGGGACAGAGGCUGCAUGUCCUCCUCACAGAACACGACACAGACGGGCCCCUCCAUUUUCAAACUAUGUAUACCAAAAUGUAAGGUCUACCCCAGCCACAGAGAAAUAAAAUUAGCUGGCUUUUCCAUCUCUACAUCCUAUGAAAUCUCUCAAAAGGUUUCCGGCCGUGUACAUGGGAAGGGCAGAGUACUUGUGAUCAUGUGUGUCCAGUUCUGUGUGUCCUUGUCCCCCGCGUGUCCUGUGCCCACCUCCUGCCCACAGCACACAGUGUGUCCACACGAUGGGAGGGGGUGGGGGACAGGGUCUGACCUGAUUCUGGCUCAGCGGCUGCACUUCCCUGCACGCUGUUUGAAGGGAUCAGCCUCCAGCCCCCAAGAUACCUGUCCAGGUGCCAGGCACACCUGUUCGGGCUCCGGUGUGGCUGAUGGUGCGCCAGGCCUGAGGGCAUCCUUUGGAGGUGCCCACCAACGGCGGAAGGCAUGGUCUCCGGAGUGUUGAUGGGGUGAGCCCGAAAGCCCUCGCCCUCUCAGACUGUAGGCUGUGUGCUUUGAACUUGACUUCUGAACUUGGACACUUUAUGUGACUGUAAUUCGGCCAACAAACCAUCGCUGAGACGCCCCUCGGUGUUCCCAUAUGUAUAUUGAUGUAUAUACCACACGUCACACCUGCAUGCGCUCCUCGCGCACCGAGACCCGUGGGACCGAGCAUGAGACGCUGUCACGUAGACAAAGGAUUUGCAACAUCCUCAAUAAAACCAAGCGUUUCACUA